AAAUGGCGAUACCAGGAGUGAAAUAUGACGAUGGGGGUGUUGGAGUUCCUGGCAAUUGCUUUCCUGUCAGAAGUAUAUUCAAACAAUCUGAGGAAGGAGGAGGCGCAUGGCUGGUCUCAUUACGAGCAGAACAGCGUCGCCGCUUCAAGGCUGUUCUUUGUUCAAAGCCAAAGACAUACUCACAGAUCAAAGAAGAGAAAAAGCAAUCAGCUGCCCCAAUAAGCACUCCAAGACUACAGGGCAAUCUCAGUGAUGAAGAGGAAGGAGAGACUUUAGAUGGCUUCUACUUGAUGAAGCACAGCUGUGUAGAGGACCCCUCAGACCUGUGUUCUGUGAACAUCUGUGGGAAAGGAAUCACUGAGGUGAAGGAGGAAGAUCUGGGCCUCUUUGACAAUGUGGCUUAUGUCAAUGCAGGGGAAAACUUCUUGCCAUUCGAGGCAUUCCGUGGUUUCCCUAUUAUUCGUGAAUUAGAGAUUCCACUUAAUGGGUUAAGAGGAAUACGUAUUACACGCAAGGACUUUCCUCAUAUGGAGGUCCUUGAUCUGUCAUAUAACAACCUGGCCAAAGAAGAUAUUCUAAUGCUUGGCGUCAUUCCAAAACUUAGGGUGCUACAUUUAACAGGGAAUAAUUUUAAAGAGCUUCCACCUGAUCUAGCUCAACCUUUUAAAUCAGAAAAAGAGAAAAGAAUGGAAAGAUUCCCUGCUUUAGAAAUAUUAUUUUUAGAUGACAACAAACUGUCUGAUCUUUCAACUUUUUCUGCAUUAGCUGGACUGAGGAGGCUGCGUCACCUCAGUCUGGAAAAGAACAACAUUUUCUCAGUGCCACAGCUGAGGUUGGUGGGAGGUAGACUGAUUACGCAAGAAAGUCCAGCCUUCAAGAAGAUGAAGAAAAGCAAGACACCAAAGUCCAGGCCACUCAGUGCUAGAAGUCAAAGAAAAAUGGAGGAAGAAGACAGAGAUGAUCAACCUAGGCCUCCAAAGGAGACUCAGAAACCUGAAAAACAAAGGAAAAAGAAGACUGUCCCGGGGCAUUAUAAGGGAUAUGAAAUUUUGUUAGAUGUACCAGAGGACCCCAAUACUCAUAUCCCCAAAGACCUUCAAGGCAGUGUGCGUGCCCUAAAACAGAUGCUGGAUCACCCCAUAGUGUUCAGGGACAAUGUGGUUCAGCUGGACAGGAUACAGAAACCUUUUGAACCAUAUAAACAGCAUAAAUACCUUAGUGAUGUCCCUCCCAAAACAUACCAAGAGAAAGUAGACGACAUGCUGACGGAGAUGAAGACAAGGACCGCUGUAACAGAGGCUCCACUUAACGUGGCUUUGAAGGACAAGAGAAAGAUGAAGGACUUUCCUGAGGCACCUACUUUACUUGGGGAUGUCCAGAGAAAAUACAAUGCUGUGAGAACAGCAUCCAUGCAUGACGCCAGGGAGGCUAGGAAAGCACUAAAAUCCACUUUAGAUGAAGUGUCUAAAAAAAACCAGAAAUAG
Messenger RNA from Lingula anatina, 1484 nucleotides. Its product is annotated as X-ray radiation resistance-associated protein 1. The record is from RefSeq and is a predicted model, not a curated record. Gene Ontology annotation, molecular function: protein binding. Gene Ontology annotation, cellular component: nucleus. Lineage: Eukaryota; Metazoa; Brachiopoda; Lingulata; Lingulida; Lingulidae.